Molecule: messenger RNA, 381 nt
Organism: Dentiscutata heterogama
Lineage: Eukaryota; Fungi; Glomeromycota; Glomeromycetes; Diversisporales; Gigasporaceae
Source: the annotation of a GenBank genome assembly
AUGAAAAAAAUUGGUAAAAAAAGUAUAACAAGUGCAAAUAUAUUAAUAGCACAAAUUAAAAAGUAUGAUAUAUAUGAAGCACCAUAUAAUUUUACCUUUGUAGAAGGAAUUGAAUCACCACAAAUCUGGCGGCUUGGAUUUGGAUUACUCAAAAAAGAAGAAGCAGAUUUUGAUGCUGAUUAUAUUUCUGACGAUGAUAAUUUAGAUGAAAUUAUGCAAUUUGAUUGUGAAAAUUUGGAAGUUAAAGAAAUGAUAGAUUUGAAUAUUUUUGCAGGAGAACAGAUAAGUGAAACAAAUUAUGAUAAUGUUGUAGAAUCUGAGAAUGAACCCAAUUAUGAUAUAAAUGAAGUUAUCAAUGCAGCUAUGAACAAUAUAAAAUAA